Molecule: messenger RNA, 1200 nt
Organism: Nicotiana tabacum (common tobacco)
Lineage: Eukaryota; Viridiplantae; Streptophyta; Magnoliopsida; Solanales; Solanaceae
Source: RefSeq, a predicted model, not a curated record
AUGGAGAUCUAUUCCAAGGCAUACAAUGUUAAAGUUUGGAGAGUCAUAAAAAAGGGGAACUAUCCCCUGCCAGCUGCUACUCCACCACUUGCUAAUCCUGAAGAUAUAAACUCAUAUACAAAAGAGCAAAUGGAAGUGGUAAAAGUUAACAAUAAAGCGAUAAACCUGCUUUAUAAUGCCAUAACUGGUGAAGGGUAUGAGAAAAUCUCUAGUUGUGACACAACCAAAGAAAUGUGGGACAAGCUUGAGGUUACAUACGAAGGAACCAACAAAGUAAAGGAAACACAUAUCAACAUGUUGGUUCAUGAUUACAAACUUUUUUCAAUGAAAGAAGGAGAGUCUAUUGAAGAGAUGUUUGCCAGAUUCAGCAAAAUAAUUAGCGAUCUAAAAGUAUUUGGCAAACCAUAUACAAGUGGUGAUCUAGUCAGAAAAAUUCUCAGAAGCCUGCCAACCACUUGGCAGACCAAAGUAGUCACACUUGAAUCUCAGGAUCUAAAUAAGUUAUCCUAUGAUGAACUACGAGGAGAACUCAUAGCCUUUGAAAAGACACAUCUCAAGAAGACUAGUCAAGAAGAAAAAAGGAAAACAGUCGCAUUCAACGCCUCAACUGAAAUAGCUGAAAAUGAAAUCGAUGAUGAUCCUGAAGCUCUACAAGAAGAGAUUUCUUUAGGCUUUAACAAGAACAAAUCUUUUGGAAGUUGGAGCGAUGAAAACAGUUCAGAACAUGAAGAGAUAGAAAAUCUUUGCUUCAUGAUGAUUCUGGAAAAUGAGAUGAACAAAUCCUCGGGAUGCUGGACGGAAGAGGAAACCUCAGAUGACAAAUGGAAAGAUGACAAUGAGAACUGUUUCAUGGCACGAGGUGAAACAAGUGAGGAACACCACAGAAUAAGCCACAAAGCAAAAUGGUACUUAGACAGCGCAUAUUCCAGUCACAUGACAGGUGAUAAAUACCUGUUCAAAGAAGUUACAAAAAUUGAUGGAGGAAACAUUAAGUUUGGGGAUGACUCAAAGGGAAAGAUAAUUGGUACUGGAACAAUUCCUUUCAAUAACAAUUGUGACAUUACUGAAGUUUAUCUCGUCGAUGGACUCAACUACAACCAAUUGAGCAUAAGUCAAUUAUGCGACUUAGGAUAUGAGCUAAAUUUUGAGAAAACAGGCUGUGCUAUUGAAGACGAGACAGAUAAAACAAUCCUCCCAUGA